Messenger RNA from Gracilinanus agilis (Agile Gracile Mouse Opossum), 1049 nucleotides. It is a transcript of the gene NOL7, whose product is annotated as nucleolar protein 7. Gene Ontology annotation, molecular function: RNA binding. Lineage: Eukaryota; Metazoa; Chordata; Mammalia; Didelphimorphia; Didelphidae. Gene Ontology annotation, cellular component: nucleus. Bases 231 to 995 code for a protein of 254 amino acids. The record is from RefSeq and is a predicted model, not a curated record. The transcript is spliced from 8 exons.
CACUGAGGAUUUUUAGUUUUAUUGUUGGGGCAUUGCCCCCUACAUUUGCUCGUUGCAGACCUGCGCGCGUGCGCAAGUCCCGGGUUUACUGUUAGCAUGUGGCGCCCGGCCUUCCAAACCUACAGGGGGCAGCAGGUCCCGCGCUCGCCUCCACAUCACGUGAUUUCAUCCUUUUCCUCGACUCUUAACUUACUUCCGGAGCACGGGACGGAGCGGAGGUAGAGAGGAAAAUGGUGAAUCUACGGCCUCGGCGAUCUUGCCGCACGUUGCCAGUCAGGCUGGUUGUGGACCAGGGAGGCGACGGGGAAGACUCAGAGAGGGAAAGCUCAGAAGAGGAAGGGCUAGACUUGGAGUUCCCCGAUGGAGACCUAGCAGCUGAGCCGAUGGCAGACGAGGACGAAGAGGAUGAGGAGGAUGAAGCUCCCGAAGAGGUGACGUUCGCCAGCGCCCAAGCGGAGGCCAAGGAGGAUGAGCGGCGCCUGCGGGACGCUUUGCGCAGAGACAAGGAACUCCUAAAGGAGAAGAGGAAGCGGCGGGAAGAACUGUUCACGGAGCAGAAGAAAAGAAAACUACUUCCUGCCACUGUUUUAGAAGAGUUAACUGCAGCUCCCCAGCCAAAAAUUAAUGAAUCAUCAUCAGAACUGAAAAAAGGUAAUGUGGAAAAUGAGAACAAGGAGAAGAAAGAAGAAAAAAUGUUCCCUAAGCGAAUAAAGAAGAGAUACAUGGCCUGUAGACUAAAAGACCAAGAUCUGAUAGAUUUAAGGCAGCAAGCAGCCAAAGGCUUCCUGCAGAAGUAUUUAUACGGUCGAGGGAGCAACAGAACUACUGUAAACAAAUUUCUCUCCCUCAACAACAAGAGACUACUAGUUAAAAAACCUGCAGUCCAGUUUGUGAAUAAUAAUUGGGGAACAGAGAGAAAGCAAAGUGCUAAGAAGUUCAAAAAACAGUGGAUGCAUAAAAAGAAACUAGCUUCCAGAAGACCAAACAUCAUAUAAGUCAGUUUUUUUUUCAACGUUCACACAGAAUUUAUUAAACCUGUUUUGUUUUUA